CUGAUUUAAACGGUUUCUGCAAGGAUCGACACACACACAAAGAGGAGUACAAACACCAGCACAGUGGACAUUUCUAUUCCUUUAAGAUCUUACUAUCACAGCUCAGACAUGAAAGGAAAAUUGUUCCUGUCCCUUGCUGCCUUGAUGCUUUUUCUUCCUGCAGUCACUGGAACUCAUCAUCUGUCAUUCGCCACCAACAGAAGCCAGGUGGACAUUACACGUAAUGGCUGCGGAACUGAAAAACUGUGUUUGGAUGAACCAAACGGCUGUGAUCCCACUCUAAACAGCUCCAUGUGCCUGUUCAUGUCCUCUGACCUCAUUGUUUUAACAUCUACCAAUGACUCUAUACUGACCUUCGAACUGAGAGGAUACUCAGAGGGUUACAUCGCAAUGGGACUGACCAUGAACGCAUCACAGCCUAGGGCCAUGAUUUUUGCAUGCGCUCAAAACAGCUCAAACAAUGGGAGUUUUUUCUUCCGCACGGCAAUGAGGACUGGCGUCAACGAUCCGCCCAUGCCGACAGAAAGGAAUACGACAGAAAUCAGAGGCGUGGUGAAUGGCAACAUCAUCAGAUGCGAGUUCAAUGUCCCUGACUUGAACUUCACCAACAUUAAUUACACUGUUCUUCUUGGAGUCGGGAAUGUGACCGAAGGUUCCCUCGAUCGCUUCGACGUGAGGCUGACAAGAGGUCCACUAAACCUGACAGACCCCACUAGGGGCAGCAGCAACCCCACUAGCCCACCACCAACUACCGCCCCAGCCCCAGCACCAACAACUACCCCCACACCACCUUUGACCAUCACUCGUGAUGGCUGUGGAACAAGAAAACUGUGUGUGGAGACACCAGGUAACUGUGAUCCAGCUGGAAGCGGCAUGUGUCUGUUCACAUCUGUAGUCGUCAGCAGCCCAAUGCCUCCCAAUGGAGUUAAUCUGAUGAUCGAACUGCGAGGAGACUCCCAAGGAUACAUAGCACUGGGACUUACUUCGACUGCAUCUCCGGAAACGGCCAUGGUUUUCGUCUGUGCUCAGAACAGCUCCAACAAUGGAAGCUUCUUCUUCGGCACAUUUCAGAGAAACAACACUAACCCCAGCGCUCCACUUGCUGCAGUAGACAGGACUGUGAGUAACACCCGAGGUGAGGUGACUGGUAAUGUCAUCAGAUGUGUCUUCACGGUCCCUAAUGUCAACUCCACCGCCCGGCGAAGGAACGCUGACACUACCUUCGCUGUUCUCCUUGGAAGUGGAUCUAUCAGUGGUGGUACUAUCGGUACCUUCAAUGUCGCCCUGAACAGAUCUCUGAACCUGGCCAACCCCGCUCUUGGAAGCAGCAACCCCACCACCCCAGCACCAACAACUACCCCCACACCAGCUUUGAUCAUCGCUCGUACUGGCUGUGGAACAAAUAAACUGUGUGUGGAGACACCAGGUAACUGUAAUCCAGCUGGAAACAGCAUGUGUCUGUUCACGUCUUUCAUCGUCAACAACUCAAUGCCUCCCAAUGGAGUUAAUCUGUUGAUCGAACUGCGAGGAGACUCCGAAGGAUACAUAGCACUGGGACUUACUUCGACUGCAUCUCCGGAAACGGCCAUGGUUUUCGUCUGUGCUCAGAACAGCUCCAACAAUGGAAGCUUCUUCUUCGGCACAUUUCAGAGAAACAACACUAACCCCAGUGCUGCACUUGCUGCAGUAGACAGGCCUGUGAGUAACACCCGAGGUGAGGUGACUGGUAAUGUCAUCAGAUGUGUCUUCACGGUCCCUAAUGUCAACUCCACCGCCCGGCGAAGGAACGCUGACACUACCUUCACUGUUCUCCUUGGAAGUGGAUCUGUCAACGGCAGUACCCUCGGUACCUUCAAUGUCGCCCUGAACAGAACUCUGAACCUGGCAGACCCCACCCAGGGCAGCAACGACACACAGACCACACCAGCGCCGAGCAACGUCACCACACAGGUUCCUCCCACUACAUGUGGCGCUGAGUCCUCCUAUCCUCAUGCUCUGCUCCUGCUCAGUGUCCUCGUACUGUCCAUCAUGUUGAGGAACUAAAAAGACUCCAGGCAACAUUUAAGGUCUGACGGACACAAUGAAGACUAAUAAUGCACUGGAUUUACACAUGUAGGAGUGUCAAUAAAAAUGGAAUGACAUAUUUUUUUAAUAGAACUUUACACUACAGUUCGUACCUGAGAUGCACUCUAACACUGGGAAUUUACCAGUCUGGCCUGGAACAACAGGAAUGGUUUAGUGCUGCUGCUCUACUCCGCCAGUGUUGUUUGUGCAAGUUACUUCCAAACUGUAAUACAUUACAGAUUACUUGUUGCUGUUAUUUAAAAGUAUUUCCUUACCUUACAAUAUUACUGUCUCAGAACUGUGAUGCGUUAUAUGAUUCCUGUAUUACUUUUGAGUUACUUUCACCAUAAUAUCUACAGCAACUUAACAACUGAACAUUCUAAAAUGACAAGAUGUACUUCAGGGCAUUUUAGAUCAAGUAGAGGAUGACAUGGUGAAGCAUAAUGACUGUGUUCUAUCCAGGUUCUAACAAUAUACUGUAGUUUAUUUUUGGCAAAGUCAAGGCUCAAGGCAAUGAAAGAAAGGAUGAAAGACAAACUGAAUUUCUGUCGCUUUAUCUGAUCGCUGUCGUCGUCGUCUGUUUUCUUUCUCUUCUCAGUCAGUGGAGUGGUCACAUGACACUGUACCAGAUGGAUGUUGCUUUUUAAUUGCUAGUGCUAUUUCUCGACGUCGAUAGUUCUUUUAGUUUUAGUCAAAGGUUGCAUUUGACUAUUACAUUCUUCCUGUCCUUAUCUCUAAAUGUACUGUCCUCUGUCAUAUUUACCCAGUGGCUGGCCACCAACAGGAAAUAGCCUAGAACUUUUGUGAUUUGUUAUGGUCUUGCAGUCUUGAUGGGGUUUUUUUGUUUGUUUUUUUCAUUUGAGCAAUUAAAUUAUGGCCGAAAAGUGUGUUGUAACGCAAGCACUAUUGAACAUGCAUCAAGUAAAAUAUUACUGAAAAUUGAUUUGUAUUGCCUUACACUACUUCAUUACAGCAAAAAGUAAUUCAUUACUGUAAAGCAUUACUUUUGGAACACAGUACUCCCAACACUGGUUAGCACCAGUUUCUCCAAAAGCAAUUAAAUACAAACAGGCAAAAGUGUUACGUACAACAUCUUAGCAUGCAGCAACUAAACCAUAUUCUUUUGUUAAUAAUCUGUGAAUGUAAUAUUUAAUGGUGCAGGGAAAAAUACUUUGAUUAUAUGAUUAUAUGCUGUUAUACUUUGAUAAAUAAACUGUCUACUAUAUUUAA
This is a messenger RNA of Sphaeramia orbicularis (orbiculate cardinalfish), 3294 nucleotides long. RefSeq lists its product as uncharacterized. Lineage: Eukaryota; Metazoa; Chordata; Actinopteri; Kurtiformes; Apogonidae. The record is from RefSeq and is a predicted model, not a curated record. Gene Ontology annotation, biological process: regulation of postsynaptic membrane neurotransmitter receptor levels; regulation of glutamate receptor signaling pathway. Bases 109 to 2043 code for a protein of 644 amino acids. The transcript has 15 exons.